AUGGUAGCUGAACCUGCAGCUCCCGCUCUCACUGUUAGCGAUACGGAUCGGGCACAGGUGAAGCAAAUCUAUGUGCAGCUAAGUCGGCUUACAGGCGUUGAUCAUUUGGACCCUUUCUGCCCAACCCAUCAGCUGUACAAGUGCUUCUGCGGCGGUGACUCACCUGAGAGCCAGCCCGUUAUCAUUGAGCAGGAGCCCAUGGACAAUACUUUUUCCCAACCAGAAGUAGCCACCAGCUUUGAGCAACAAUUGGAGGCAGUAAAUACGGACAAGGAUCAGGAACUCAAGACAAAGUCUGAACUAAAGAUCAAUAUUUCUAACAAGGAUGUAUUAGACAGAAAGCUGCACCUUCAUCAAGACCUGCAACACAAACUCUUCCCGUUUCCCGUAGAGGGAGUUGUAUGCCUCAGCCAGUGGAAGUACUUUCUGGCCGCCUUCGAGUCUCAUUACUUAUCUGUUUGGGUUGUUCACACAAACAACCAUGUUUUUAUGGCGGCUACCGUCCGCAACGUGACGCCCACCGUUUCCGAAGCCAUCAGUGUGUUGGACAUCAGAUACGCCCUAGAUCACGAUGAACUGCCUCUGCUGGCAGUGCAAUUGUUGAGGAGCGAAUGGCAGAAUUAUAAUACCAACAAUCAUAUCAUGGGAUUGCAGGGUAUGCAGGGAUAUUGGCACAUCAAACGCUUGAAAAGCAAUCUUUCUCGCAAGGCAAGUUCGAAAAUAUCUCCGUUCCUUUUGAUAUCGAGACGAGGAGAAAUGUCAGGUGCAGUGCAGGAGGAACCACCACAAAUGCUGCAGCUUGAUGGAACAGGCAGUUCCUCAGGACCAGAGAUUGAGCCAAAUCCAAGAUUGGCUUUGGAUGCUUCUAUUUCAAUUUCAAAUGUCCGUGAUUGUCUUGCGGAAAAAAGGGCGAGGGAGGAAGAUCUACCUUCGACAGCUGAGAUCUUUGAACAAUCUCAGGAGAUUAAUGUGGAUACGGAUAACCUAGACCAUGCCCAACCUGCAAAGAUCCUUCGGCUAGAAGAGUCACAUCCAACCAGUAGCAACACUACAACACCUGGAGCAAAAUCAAACACAAAGUUGGAUUACACUCCAAACCAACAAGGAGUCAAUGAUGGCAACAAGAUAACCAAUUCCAGAACAAUUCCAAUCCUCAAAUACCCGGCGACACCUAAGAUCAAAUCCGUAACAAUUGAGAGGCCGAAUUCCGCGGUAAAGAUAUAUCCAAAGUCAAAUAUCCCAGCCCAGGGCAAUACGACGCCAGUAAAAGCUAGUGAAACUGUGGAAAACGAGAGAAUACUGUCCAAAAGCGGAAAACCUUUAACAGUAAACAUUAAUGGCAAGGUGAUCCGCCUUGAACAAGCUACACCAUGGUCUCCAUUCUUGCCAGCUUCUGCCAAUGUGUCACAGAACAAGGAACUCCAGAACAAUGGGCGGGUUAAUAUUGGUAGAAAGCGACCCCUUUCUGAAAUAGUUCAGCCACAAACAUCGAAUGCAUUGCCAAAUUCAACGACACCACAAAGCUUUUCAGUUUUCAAGAAAUAUGCUCCACCAAAGUCCGCUCCGGUCUGUCAGCCACAGCAACCAGCAGUAGCAGCUCCACGGGGAGUGUUUAAGAUAUAUCCCAUACCAAAUAUGCCAGUCAAUAAUCAAUCGAUGCAAAACCAAAUCAAACCUACGAUUACGCCAUCAGUGUCCACUACAAAAAUUCCGGCGGCAGUUACUGGAUUGUCGUCAUCCAUAGGAACUCGUCAGGAUCAGCCUGUAGCCUCGCCUGAAGCAUCGGUGCCCAUACACGGAUAUAUUUAUGCCAAUAAAUUACCGGCAUAUCCAGCCAAAUUGCAGGCUUCAUACUUUAUAAUCAAAUUACCGGAAGUCGAGGCGAUUGUCUUCAAGUCGCUUACCGACGUCAACCGUUUUUUCAAUAACUAUUUGACAACGAAUCCCGAGUUCAAAGAGCGACUGCCGGCCGAGUGGAAAUUUUUGAACCAGAAUUAG
This is a messenger RNA of Drosophila serrata, 1998 nucleotides long. RefSeq lists its product as uncharacterized. The record is from RefSeq and is a predicted model, not a curated record. NCBI's taxonomy places the organism in Eukaryota, Metazoa, Arthropoda, Insecta, Diptera, Drosophilidae.